AUGGCCCACAGACCCUCAGCUGGUACAGUUGAUAUGCGUAAGCGAGCGCUGCUUCAAAGUGCAGCAACAAACGAAGAUAGGUUAGAAAAUGUACAGAGCGGAACACACGAUACCUCGUUAAAUAUUUCGACAAUGCCUCAGUCGACUCUAGUGGCUGCAGCAAAUAAGCUUUUGCAAGAUACAAAAUCGCAAAUAGAGCAAUCAGGAAACCUUAAAACAUCCAUUAAAGAAAAGGUUUUAUAUGGAAUAACUGGUAUGUAUGAGAUUAUAUUGCGCAUGAGCGAAUCCCGGCAGACACUGCAACUACAACUGGAAAAAUCUAAAUUAAGUGUAAAGGAGGAACUAUUAAGAAAGGAAAAAGAAUACGCUGAGAAGUUAGAGGGUCUGUUGGAAACGUCUAAUGGGGCAAACGCAAAGGGAACAGUAAGGGACAUUCUAAAGGAAUUAGCAUCUGUUAGGCAAAUUUUGACACAAGACGCUGCUGAAAAAAAUAACGGAAUGCAAAUAGGCCUAAAUGAUGGACAAGCGACUAGAGAAAUCUUAGCGCAAAUAAAUAAAAAUGGACUGACUAUCGAAGAAUCGAAUAUCUUGCUGAAAAAACUAGGGCAUCAAGUGGAGCAAAUACACAACGAUUUUAACAAGAAAGAAUCUGGAAAUUAUACAUAUGCUGAAAUUGCAGCUCUGCCAGGUAACGUAAAUAGGUCCGAAGAGCAGCGGAAACGUCCCACUUUACAGAAUAUUGCAACCAAAGAGAAACCAAAAGAAAUACACACUCGGAAAUCCGAUGUACUAGAAAUAGCUGUAACAGCGAUGUCUAAGGCCAAUAGAUUAUAUCAGGACGCUAAGUUGCAGCUAGAGCAGUCUGGAAACUUAAAGACUUCCAUAAAAGAGACGGUGGUAAAUAACCUUUCUGAACUCUUUGGAAUCGUAUUACAGUUAAACGAAGAAAGGCAGACUCUACUCCUACAAUUGGAGAAAGCUCGUAUACAACUUAAAGACGAUCUACUUAGGCAAGAAAAACAGUAUGUAGAGAGCCUUAGAGCACUAAUGGAUCAGGGUAGUAUAAGAGAUAUUCAGUCUGCUCUCACCGAAACAGUGAGUGAUAUGAGAACCCUAACGGACUCAUUGAAGCACACGAUGGGCAAUGACACCUUAUUGGAUAAACAUACUUUUAUGGGCAAAUCGGAGGAUACCAGAAGGGAACUGAUGGAAAUAAAAGAAGAAUUAUCAUCCCUAAAAGACCAAAUGGGUGGACUUCGAGAGUCUUUGGUUAUAAGCGAAACAAAUGAACCCACAUAUGCCAGCAUAGCUGGUCGACCUAAGGCCAAAAUAAACAACGUCUUAGAAAGACGCGGUUUCUUGUACACGCUUAGUUGUGGUGAGCUCUACGAUUUGUGA
Parnassius apollo (apollo) is the source of this 1398-nucleotide messenger RNA. The record is from the annotation of a GenBank genome assembly. Lineage: Eukaryota; Metazoa; Arthropoda; Insecta; Lepidoptera; Papilionidae.